AUGAAACAAAGGAAGAGAGAAUGGAAAGAGGGGUGGAGGAGGGCCGGUAUAGGCUGCAACAAUCACAAGUUCUAUGCCAUUGCUGUCGGCAAGUACAGCAACAAACAAGAGCUGAUCGCCAUAAUCGGCAGCGGACAAUGGGCAGUGGAAGAUAAUGGAACGAUCUUCCACGUACAAGAGCAUUAUUGUCCUUGCGACAGCAAGGCGGAAAAAAGCGCAGCGAUUGUGUUUGGAUGGAUGAAAUCUGUGGUAGACAGUGUCACUGAUACUGCUAAGAGCUUAGCCGUGGAAGAAACUACUCAAGACAAAGAAGAUAUCACUCGACCACGAGUCAUUCGCAAGACGAAUCUCAGCCCGCUGGAAGCUUCUUUUAUGUUUGAUUUCUAUAAUUACACACCACCAUUUUAUCCAGAAAAUCACAUGGGAAAUGGGCAUCAGCCUGGGGCAAGAAAUCUUAUUUAG
This is a messenger RNA of Strongylus vulgaris, 462 nucleotides long. The record is from the annotation of a GenBank genome assembly. NCBI's taxonomy places the organism in Eukaryota, Metazoa, Nematoda, Chromadorea, Rhabditida, Strongylidae.